AUGGAUUUCUAUGCUUAUUUUGUGUUACUAUUUGUGGUAAUCCUUUUUAUUGUUGUAUUACCCAUCUUAUCAGGGAUAGGUACUUUUAAAUUAGAUAAUUCUAGGAAUGUCAAAAACGCAAAACAGAAUGGAAGUAAAAGUGAUGUAUUAAAAUUUAAAUUAAAAAAAGAAGAAGAAUCGUCUAAUGCAGACGAAAUCUCCACUGGGGUUUCAUCAUCUACCAUUAGUACAUCAAAAAAAACGGGUAAAUUUGAAAUUGAUUCGAAAACUGGAUUGAAAAAACGUGUUAUCGGAAACUAUGCCAAGAAUGAAGACCCAAAUACUUUCGAUUUUGAUGUAGACGAAUUAAUCAAUGAGGAUGCAGAAGAGGAAAAAAGAGAACUAACAAAAAGAUAUAGCAAAUUUAAAGGAAGAGAAUAUGAAGCUGCAGAAAGUUUUGUUUAA
Messenger RNA from Arxiozyma heterogenica, 444 nucleotides. It is a transcript of the gene EXP1, whose product is annotated as Exp1p. The coding region runs from base 1 to 444 and encodes 147 amino acids. NCBI's taxonomy places the organism in Eukaryota, Fungi, Ascomycota, Saccharomycetes, Saccharomycetales, Saccharomycetaceae. The record is from RefSeq and is a predicted model, not a curated record. The transcript has a single exon.